Pistacia vera is the source of this 552-nucleotide messenger RNA. RefSeq names its product eukaryotic translation initiation factor 2 subunit beta-like. NCBI's taxonomy places the organism in Eukaryota, Viridiplantae, Streptophyta, Magnoliopsida, Sapindales, Anacardiaceae. The transcript has 7 exons. The record is from RefSeq and is a predicted model, not a curated record. The coding region runs from base 214 to 552 and encodes 112 amino acids.
CUAUAAAGAGUAUCAAAAACUCUUUUGAUAAAGGUGAUCAAGGCAUGCAAAUAACAGGCGUUUGUUAGCGAGAGACCAAAAGCAACGCAAUGUACUUCGUUUGAUUCAUGAAAUAGGCCCAAUUUCAACACACGACAAACCAACAAGGGUUUCAUUUCAUCAUACACCAAACACUUUCUUCAGUGGGGCAAGUGACUCAAUUUGACUAUAUCGAUGGAGGACGAAAAUCAGAAUGACGUGGCAGAACUUGCACCUUUUGAUCCUACCAAGGAGAAGAAAAAGAAGAAGGUUGUGAUUCAAGAUGCUGCAGUCAAUAAAUUGGAUGAUAAAACUGAUUCAUUGUCAGUCUCUGAGGGCCUUGAAAGCACUUUUACUGGUUCUAAAAAGAAGAAGAAGAAACCAGUAGAGGCCAGUAUAUUGAACGAGGAGACUGGGAAUUCUGGAGAAAAUUUGGAUGUUAAGAAAUUGCAUUUUAUAAAUUUAGUGGUCAAUGUAGCAGAUCGUGCAGGGGAGAAUGAAGAAGCAGAAGGGGCUGCCGUGCAACCGUGUUAA